UACUUUCGCAGCAGAAAUCUGACCUCCAUUGCCAAGUGUCGCAGACAAACUGGCCUCUUCUCGUGCCACUUUGUCAUCAUCCCCAACCACCCUGUUCUUCUUCUCUGCACCAGCAUUCUUUUGUGAUUGGGACAAAGCAUUUAGACAUACAACUGGCUUGCUUCCUCGCACUGAAGUUGAUUUCUCAUCCACAAAUGAAUCAUCAAGGGAGGAAUAUCUACCUUUGUGGUCAACCAGAAGAAUUCCCAUCGGCAUCAACCAUUGCUUCUGCUCCCACAUUUGACUUCCUUCAAGUGCCUCAUGCUCCACUGGUUCAAUUCCAAUUCAAUCCUCUGCACGGGGUGACUGGGCAUGCACAAAUCAAUUUUAUGGAUCUGCAGAAAUGGCAUUUGCAAUGUUUCUGGCAGCAACAAAUGCAAGAAGUAGAAAACCUUGCAGAUUAUAAACAGCACCAGCUCCCACUUGCUAGGAUUAAACGUAUAAUGAAAAUGGAAGGAGAUGCAAAGAUGGUGAGUGCGGACACUCCGAUAUUCUUUGCAAAAGCGUGUGAGCUUUUCAUCUCGGAGCUCGCGGUGCGAUCAUGGCUGCAUGCAGAGCAGUGCAAGAGGCACACCAUCCGGAGAACGGAUGUUGCAGGAGCCAUUUGCCAUUCAAAUGUUCUCAACUUCUUGUUAGAAAUUCUUCAUGCAGAAGAACUACAGGUAUACAUGAGACAGCCACCAUUUUUGCGGCAGCAAAUGAUGCCCCAGCAACAAUCUUACCCUAACUCUAACAAUUUCUUGUAUGAGCCCCCUCCUCCACUGUGAGAAAUAUGGACAUGCAUGAAAAAUAUUGGCAGAUUUGAAUUAAGCAAUCAAUGACUCUUGUGGCAGAAAGGCAAGAGAAGUGUCAUCAUAUUCCUCUUGUAUCCCCUAAAAAUGAUCUCAAGCUUUACAAAUAGGCAUUGCUAAAUGAAAAGAGAAUUCACAAGAAGCGUAUCA
This is a messenger RNA of Zingiber officinale, 980 nucleotides long. RefSeq names its product nuclear transcription factor Y subunit C-2-like. Bases 195 to 806 code for a protein of 203 amino acids. The transcript is spliced from 7 exons. Gene Ontology annotation, cellular component: nucleus. Gene Ontology annotation, molecular function: DNA binding; protein heterodimerization activity. The record is from RefSeq and is a predicted model, not a curated record. Lineage: Eukaryota; Viridiplantae; Streptophyta; Magnoliopsida; Zingiberales; Zingiberaceae. Gene Ontology annotation, biological process: regulation of DNA-templated transcription.